Messenger RNA from Psammomys obesus (fat sand rat), 471 nucleotides. It is a transcript of the gene Fam162b, whose product is annotated as family with sequence similarity 162 member B. NCBI's taxonomy places the organism in Eukaryota, Metazoa, Chordata, Mammalia, Rodentia, Muridae. The record is from RefSeq and is a predicted model, not a curated record.
AUGCUCCUGAUCAGCGGCAGGGUCCUGCGCCUUGGCUUGGGGUUUGUCAUUCGCCGGGGCCCUCAAAAUGUCUCGCGCUGGCCAAGAAGGGGUCCCCUGGCCGCGGGUCAUCCCUGUAGCUCCAGCGGCCGGAAUCCCAGCGGCUCUGAGCCCCCACAUCAGGUUCACAGGAUCCCAGACCGGCACAAACCUUCACAAUUCGACAAGAAAAUCCUGCUGUGGACCCGGCGUUUCAAAUCUAUAGAGGAGAUCCCACCCCUAGUACCGCCUGAAAUGAUAGCUGCUGCUCGUAACAAAGCUCGAGUGAAAGUGUGCUACAUAAUGAUCGUCACAGUCAUUGCCUGCUUUGCUGUGAUUGUGUCUGCCAAAAGGGCUGUGGAACGGCAUGAAUCCUUAACCAGUUGGAAUCUGGCAAAGAAAGCUAAGUGUCGUGAAGAAGCUGCAUUGGCUGCACAGUCUAAGGCUAAAUGA